AUGUUGGAGUACAAUUUAUUUGGCAUCCCUUAUGUGGGCGCCGACAUUUGCGGAUCCAAUGGUGUGGUAACCGCCGAGCUAUGCAAACGGUGGUCCCAAGUGGGCGCCUAUUACCCGUUGAGUCGAAACAAUCACGACAACCCUAACGAUCCCGCUCAGGACCCGGCUGUUUGGGCUGAGCGAGGUAACCAGGAUGUGACCUCGGCUGCCAUGGUGUCCCUACUGGUCCGGUACCAGGUGCUGCCCUACCUGUACACCCUGUUCUACAAAGCGCACGUGUUUGGAAAUACGGUAGCCAGGCCAUUGUUUCACGAGUUCCCUACCGAUCCCGAGACCUAUGCCAUCGAUCAGCAAUUCAUGUUGGGACCGGUAGCUUUGGUAUCGCCAUUCCUGUUCGAGAACCAAACCACAGUGAGCGCCUACAUCCCGGACGAUGUCUGGUACGAACCGACCACUGAGUUCGUCAAACUCUACCCGCACACCGGCCACCAAAACCUGGCCGACGGCCUAUUCCCUCCCAUAUACCUGAGGGGCGGUCACAUAAUCCCCAUGGGUUUCACCACACCGGCCAACUCGCAGGUGACCCGGGACAACCCGAUCACCAUGGAGGUGUACCCGAAAAAUAAGCAAGCUAAAGGCGAUAUGUUCUGGGACGAUGGCGAUUCGAUAAACGCCAUCGAGCAAGGUCGAUUUAACUUUUUCGAAAUGGAGCUGUUCCCAAAUUGUACCGUGACCAUUACCAAUAAGAUUAAGGGAUACAACACUGAUAAGCAACACGUACUGGCACGUGUGCUGGUGGCUAACACUCAGCCAGCUAAUAUUACCGCUACAUUAGAUGGUAAACCGGUUACGCCGGCUAUUUUCAACGAGGAGCAUAAUGAAAUCACCGUGAACAUUGACCUGAAUGCCGCUAAACUCGGACAGACCUGGGUGAUCGAGUGGCAGACCACUGAUGGCACUUGCAAUUUGAACUAUCCAGCAUCAGCACCGGUAGUAGAGUCGGCCUCAUUCGUGAUGAACCUAUUCCGAGGAGAGGCCAAAGUUCAGCAGCAGUUCCCGUACCCACAUGUGUUAACCGCCGGUGACCUACAGAUGGUUGAUAUGGUGACCGAACCCAUUGUCAGGCAGUGGGCGCCCUCCGAUGCCCUCCGAUACGAGGCUAACGAGGCGUUUGACGGCAAACUUGUAGAUACUAUGAGGGAAAUGGGUUUACUUGGCAUUCAGGUCCCUACUGAAUUAGGUGGCAUCGGUAUGAAUACUACCCAAUACGCCCGGAUUGGUGAGAUCCUAUGCCGGUAUGACCUGGGACUAGCUGUGUUCACGGCCGCCCACCAGGCCAUUGGCUAUAAAGGCAUACUUUUGUUCGGUACGGAUGACCAAAAACGCCGAUUCGUGCCCGACUUGGCCACCGGUAAACGGCUCGCGUGUUUCUGUUUGACGGAACCGGGAGUCGGGUCGGACGCGUCGAGCAUCCAAACCCGCGCCGAACUCUCGCCGGACGGCAAACACUACGUACUGAACGGCACAAAGAUCUGGAUCUCCAACGGGGGUAUCGCCGAUGUGUUCACCGUAUUCGCCAGAGUGGGCGACCAGACCGCGGCCUUUAUCGUCGAGAGGGGGCCGGGAGUUACGUCGGGUCCGCCUCAUAAGAAAAUGGGCAUCAAGGCGUCCAAUACUACUGACGUGUAUUUUGAUAACGUGAAGGUCCCGGUGGAGAACCUACUGGGCCCGGUAGGCGAGGGCUUUAAGAUAGCUAUGAAAGUGCUGAACAAUGGGAGGUUCGGUAUGACUGGCGCCAUGACCGCCGCUAUGAGGACCUGUAUCGAGAAGUCCAUAGAGCACGCGAACACCCGGACCCAAUUUGGCAGCAAACUGUCCACCUAUGGGGACAUACAGGAGAAAAUCGCGCGCAUGUCUGUCCGCCACUACGUCACCGAAUCCAUGGCCUAUAUGUUGAGCGGUAUUAUGGAUAACGGGGUUACGGACUACCAGUUGGAGGCGGCUAUCAGUAAAGUGUAUGCGUCGGAGGCGGCCUGGGAGGUGUGCGACGAGUCCAUACAAAUACUGGGAGGUAUGGGCUAUAUGCGGGACACGGGACUCGAGAAAGUGCUCCGGGAUGUCAGGAUAUUCCGCAUAUUCGAGGGCACUAAUGAUAUACUCCGGCUAUUCGUAGCCCUGACCGGCAUACAAUACACGGCGGGACACCUUAAACAACUGGAAAGGGCUGUCCGUAAACCAGUGUCCAACUUGGGUACGAUCGUAGGCGAGGGCACCAAACGGUUCGCCCGGUCGGUAGGUCUGGGCGGCUCCGGUGCCUCACUUCAGGACUACGUGCACCCGGAGCUCAGGGAUGAGGCGGCGCUGGUGUCCAAAGGCAUACAGGACUUCGGGGCCGGUGUGGAGCACCUGUUGAUGAAGUAUAAUAGGAAAGUAGUGAACGAGCAAAUGAUUUUGAGACGACUGGCCAACACGGCUAUCGAUAUCUACGCGAUAACCUGA
Molecule: messenger RNA, 2499 nt
Organism: Oppiella nova
Lineage: Eukaryota; Metazoa; Arthropoda; Arachnida; Sarcoptiformes; Oppiidae
Source: the annotation of a GenBank genome assembly